ACCGCCAAACCUCGCCCAGAGUCAGGCGUGGAAAGCAGCCUGAGCGGCGGCGACGGCGGCGGCAGCGGCAGAGACCGCCGUGGCGCCGGGAGCUGAAACCCGAAGGGAACGCGGGGCGACGGCGACGGCGGCGACCCGGUGACAGCGCGAGAGGUACUAAGUGUAACAAGUGUGCAUCAUGCGUGAAUAUAAGCUAGUCGUUCUUGGCUCAGGAGGUGUUGGGAAGUCGGCUCUGACUGUACAGUUUGUUCAAGGAAUUUUUGUUGAAAAAUAUGAUCCUACGAUAGAAGAUUCUUAUAGAAAGCAAGUUGAAGUAGAUGCACAGCAGUGUAUGCUUGAAAUCCUGGAUACUGCAGGAACGGAGCAGUUUACAGCCAUGAGAGAUCUGUACAUGAAGAACGGACAAGGCUUUGCGUUGGUUUACUCCAUCACAGCACAGUCGACAUUUAAUGACUUACAGGAUCUAAGAGAGCAGAUUCUUCGGGUUAAAGACACUGACGAUGUCCCAAUGAUUCUGGUUGGUAACAAAUGCGACCUGGAAGACGAAAGAGUUGUUGGGAAGGAACAAGGUCAGAACCUGGCAAGACAGUGGAGCAACUGCGCGUUCUUAGAGUCCUCCGCCAAGUCCAAGAUAAAUGUUAACGAGAUCUUUUAUGACCUAGUGCGGCAAAUUAACAGAAAAACCCCAGUGCCUGGGAAGGCCCGCAAAAAGUCAUCAUGUCAGCUGCUUUAAUGUACUGAAUGCAUUGUAGCUCUGAGCCAGGUCUGAAGAACUGUUGCCCAAUUCAGCAGUGCCAGCAUUCCAACUUUGUUAAACCUACCAACAUCUUAAAUGGACUUUCCCGUGGUGGUACCCUGUAAGAGGCGGACGAAAGCUACUCUAUCAGUUUGCACAUUCUAAUCACUUUCCAGUAUCACGAGAGGUUUUUACUUAUAUGAUAGUUCUAGAGUAUGCAGCUGGUAAAACCAGAGGCUACAUCCAGUAUUACUGCUAAGAGACAUUCUUCAUCCACCAAUGUUGUACAUGUAUGAAAAUGGUGUACUGUAUACUUUAACACACCCAUACUUUGUAUUGGAGAGUACAAUAAUGUAAAUCCUAAAAGCACCACUAUUUUAGCAUAAUAAAAGAAAGUCCAAAGAGCUCCUAUAUAGACUACUCCAGAUAACUUUGCUUCUUUGAUACUUGUAGCUUACUGUAAUUUUUUUUAAAUUCAAGGUCAUUAUCAUUGUAUUAUACAAAAUAAGCGCUUUGAUUAACACAGCUAUAUAGUUUUUUUAAUUUUUCAAAAACCUGUGGAGACAGUGAUCUUGUCUUUAAAAUAUGAUAGUCCUUUCAGUAUAAUGUCUUAGAUUAAAGACGUUGCCUUUAAUAUCUGUUGGGAAGGAAAUGUCCAGACUUUUCAAAUCUCCUUAUUAUAUGUUUCCUUUUUUGUUUACAUAGGGAACAAUGUUUAUAGUUGUGUGUACAGUGGGGGUCUACAACAAGAAGUGUAUAUUUUCAAACAAUUUUUUAAUGAUUUAACAACUUUGUAAAUCAUUUUCAGGCUUCUGCAGCUGUAGAUUCUCACUGUGCCUCCCUUGCUUGCUCGUGCAUACGUGUGUCUGCAAUACCAAAUACACAGGUUUAGUAUCUUCGCCUGUUAGUGAUUGUUUCCAUGUGUAACGUUUUGGUUGAGAUGUUAAAUGGUGGACGAGUACUGUGGAUGUGAAUGUGGGAAGUAAUUUUAAUCAUGUGUAAUUGGUCACAAGGCUAAUCUGCAGUAACUCUUGCUGUUCUAUUUAACAAUGCCUUGUUGCUUUGUAUGCAUUAACGUUUGGGUGUAAAGAUUGUGUGUCCAUCCAACAGGGAGCCACAGUAUUUAAAUUGACCAACCUGAUGUUACAACUUUGAGGUGGCCAAAUGUAAACUAAAAGCCUUAAUUAAAGUGGUGCAAUUUUGUAUAACUUAGCAUCCGUAGUUCAAUAAAUUUGGAUUGCCGUGCAAGGGCUUGCAUUAUAAUUACUUGCCACUUGAAUGUGUUUUGUGUAAUGUUUUAACAGUGCUAGUAAAUAAAUAUGGGUUUACCUUUUUAAAUGUAAUAGGUGUUAUUUUACACAGUGUGAUUUCUUAAUUUAUAGCACAGGUAAACCAAACUCUUAAUUCCAAGAAUGAUGAAUGAAAGAUAGGGUUCGGUUUUGUUUUUGUUUUCUUUUCUAGAAUUGUUUGACUAUCCACAUAAAACGACCCUUUGAACUUUCCUUGAGAAAAAAUGUCAGAAAUCAAGCAGUAUUACGUAGGAACAAAUGCCUUUGGCUAGGACUCAGUAACUCUUUGGGGUGGAGAAAGGAGGAAGGACUCAAAUACUUUGGGUACUGCACUAUAAUUUUUUUUCAAUAGAAUGCAAAUCUUUGGAGAAUUAAUACACAGAAAUUUCCACCAUUUAUGCUUAAAAUAUUAAUAUGGUUAUACAAUUUUUGAUGUGGAUUCAUGCUACUUUUCUUUUUAGAUAAUAGAUUUAUCUUUGUCUUAUGUGUGCUAUAAUUGAAUUCUGUGAAAUUUAUAAAGAAGCUCUUAAACAUUUUCAUAGUAAUGACCGACUGUGGAGCACUUACUUAGUGGUACCUUCUAGCUUGCAGGUGUGUGCCAAUCAACACGUGCUGUUUGAAAUGGGACAUUAAAGGCUUUCAUUUUAA
Molecule: messenger RNA, 2673 nt
Organism: Rattus rattus (black rat)
Lineage: Eukaryota; Metazoa; Chordata; Mammalia; Rodentia; Muridae
Gene: Rap1b
Product: RAP1B, member of RAS oncogene family
Exons: 8
Coding region: 179-733 (184 amino acids)
Biological process (GO): negative regulation of synaptic vesicle exocytosis; cellular response to cAMP; Rap protein signal transduction
Cellular component (GO): plasma membrane
Molecular function (GO): GTPase activity; GTP binding; GDP binding
Source: RefSeq, a predicted model, not a curated record